Molecule: messenger RNA, 1463 nt
Organism: Dermacentor andersoni
Lineage: Eukaryota; Metazoa; Arthropoda; Arachnida; Ixodida; Ixodidae
Source: RefSeq, a predicted model, not a curated record
UUCUUAUUCAUCCAGGUGGUGUUGCCAUUGAUGGAGAAGGUGUUUCUGGCUCACCGGUCAUUCAUCCUGAUGUCACCGACCGCCACUUCCACAGUUGGCAGAAGGAGAUGGUCGCAAGGAGUAGAAAAAGAAGCGCGAUGGCAAGCGGGACAAGGACAAGGAGCUGGCGGCCAGCCUGGGGGUAGCCUGCCUCAGGCGCCUCCUGCACGUAGGGCUCAACCUGUUCGCCGGCUGGGAGCAGGAGCUCGUCCAGCACGCCAAGGAGAAGUUCCUCUCAGGCUCUGGUGAACAACCGAAUCUUCUUCCAACAUCCAGACCUCAUUCGUGUGCUGCGUGUAAAUGAAAAUGUCAUGCACGUCAUGAACAACACUCUAGGAAAGCGGGCGCAGACGCAGCCCUCAGGCCAGGCUCCUGCAGCUGCGUCUUCGCCGGCCUCACCAUCUGCACCCGAAGCAACACCAGCCGACAAGGACACAUCUGACGAGAUGGUGGUGUCUUGCUGCCGUUUUCUGUGUUACUUCUGCCGCACAAGUCGUCAGAACCUAUCCUUGGUAGGCCAAGAAGGGUAUGCAGCUGGAGGAGCCUUGCGAAGACGACAUCGACAUGGGUGCGGUCAUCCGCAACUUUUACUGCUCCCUUGUGGACCUGAUCGGUCGGUGCGCCCCGAGGCAGCCACGAUCGCCCAGGGAAAGAAUGAGAGCAUCAGGGCACGUGCCAUCCUGCGCUCCCUCGAGCCCCUGGAUGACCUACUAGGGGUACUCCGUCUCCAUUUCACGCUUCAGAUACCCCGCAAGGGCGACACCACACCAAAGGCUGAUCUGCCUGCUGGACUGCAGCCCAACCACAAGCAGUCCAUCGUGAUGUUCCUGGAGCGAGUCUAUGGACUGGAGACACAGGAGACUUUCUUCCGCCUUCUUGAGGAUGGCUUUUUGCCUGACGUCAGAGCAGCCGCCAUGCUUGACAGGAUGGGCAACACGGAGAGCGACAUGGCGCUGGCCCUGAACCGCUACAUUGGCAACUCGGUGCUGCCCAUGCUCAUCCAGUACCACCGCUAUUUCACCAACGCAGGGAACUAUGCCAGUUUGCUGGAUGCAACAUUCCACACUGUGUACCGACUCUCCAAGGUCAAGAUUCUCACCGAGGGCCAGUGUGAUAAGUUCUCCGACUUCCUCGUCGCGCUUACCAGGGAAAAGCAGCCAAGCAUGCUUCUGCGCCUUUUGCGGAAACUCACGGUGGAUGUCUCAGUCAUCACGGAGUACACUGCUGUCGCCCUCACGGAGUAUAACCCAGAGCUGUUCAGCAAGGCACUGCCAUGUCUGACAGCCAUAGCUUGUUCACUGCCGCCGGACUACUCUCUGACCGAGGACCACGAGGAGGGCUGGUCCAAGCAGAACACAGCAUCCGGUCCCUAUGUGCCUGAACCCGUGAACUCUGCGGACGGUGUGUAUUCUAUGUGUGGCUGA